Messenger RNA from Cherax quadricarinatus, 1809 nucleotides. Lineage: Eukaryota; Metazoa; Arthropoda; Malacostraca; Decapoda; Parastacidae. The record is from RefSeq and is a predicted model, not a curated record.
AGGAUUUUGACUAUACGUGGACAUCAAAGGACGAUCCUCCUAUCUUCAUUUUGCAAUUUUUCAAGCCUCUCCAAUCUUCCAGUCUGACACAAGAGCAGGUUGGUGUGUGCGACAGGAAAUACGUUGUAGGUGUUCGCAGCUUUGCCAUUGAACACAAGGCCGUCCCACGACAAAGCCUUCAGUAUGUCGCGUGGCAAAGAAAACUCAAGGAGCUUUCCCUCAGAUACACUCUCGGACCUGCCCAGUGCACUUCUCAGUUCGGAUGUUAACGUGGGAGCUUCCACCUCCAGAAGUUCAAGUACCAGCAUUGGCGUCGGUGGAAGGCGAGAGGCCACUUUAGGUGUCAAUGUGGGAGCCUCCACCUCUAGGAGCUGCAGUAGCAGCAUGACUGGCGUGGCUCAGAGUGUACCUGCGUCAGCCUUGUCAGGAGCACAGUGGGCGACGCGCAGUGACAGUUCCUCCCAUGACGUGAGCGGAUCAUUGUGGCCAUACCGGAGAGAGACCCUGAACCAGAGUUGUACCUCCACCACGCCGCUGCUUCACAAGAGUCUCCCCUCUGACUACCUCACCAAAUCGUCCCCCAACGUACAAGGAACUAACUACUCGGCGUUGUCUGCCAGAACCACCUUCAAUACACCAUACACUCCAGCCUCAAGAAAAAGAGGACUUUCUUCGAGGAGCAGCAGUAGUCAGUAUCCCCUGCGUACCCCAACUCAUUUCCAUGGUGAUAGCACAAUAUUACUACCAACGUCUGCGAGCGGAGAUGAGCACUCUGUUGACUUGCCCAGUGGUACGAGGAGGAAAUGGGGGGAGGAAAGCACCUCCAUCAGACAAGGAGUAGCCAGCUCCAGCAGCACCAGCGUCACACCAACCCAGCACACCCCUUCUGCCGCUGCUGCUCACUAUGACUUGACUCAGGAUGAUCUUGGCUUACCGGACCUUUCUGAAGACGACAUCUCUCAGGUGGUGAUGAGUGUGUCGUGGUCACAGGGCAAGCUGGGAGCUGCAUUCUAUGACAUCACCUCAGCUCAGAUGCAUCAGUGUCUGGGUUGCAGGUGGGUUCUGGUGGGUGGGAGGCAGGACGACCGUUUGUUUACCAUGCUGCGUCAGCUGUGUGGUAUGCCGCCCACUCCUCUCUGUAGGGAAUCAACGUCCACCCCCACCCAGAAUGAGGGUGGAGGCAGCAGCAGCAGCGGCGGAGGUAGAGGGAGUGUGGGAGGAGCCUCCAACACUGGUGCACCCUCACCAGCACCAUCCUCCACCACAGGCUCCUGUACCAUCAGGGUUCUCCCCAUGGCUGACUUCAAGUACGAGUUGUGUGUGCGGCGUGUGUUGUCCCUGGUGCUGCCUGGAGAGCCAGAGGGCAUCACCGAGGAGGAGAGAGAACUCUUCGUCAGAGGCAAAGUCAACACAGACCUUGUCUCCAUGACCCGUGCUCUGGGAGCACUCCUCAGAUUCCUGGACAAGCAUGGGCUGGAGCUGCUGGCUUCGACCGUGUUGAUGGACGGUACACCUAUUCUAGGCCUCCAUGUGUAUGCUAUGGAGGAGCUAGCACAGCUGGACGACGCCACGGCCACCGCACUGCAACUUUUUUCUGAGGACCAGCACCCAGCCGCCUUCAAGAGUGGCAAGUCUUCUGCCAGCAAGGAAGGUCUCAGUGUCUACGCCCUACUCAGUAGGACCUCCUGUCCUAUGGCUGCCCAUACCCUCAGGCGAGUGUUGCUGCGCCCGAUGGUGGAUCAGGAGGUGCUUGAAGCACGCUAUUCGGCUGUGGGAUGGGCGUCGACCCCGCCAAUCUGGACACUCUGA